CAUGGAUGCACCAACAAACUGAAGCUGUCUUGGCAAGGAAGGCGACGUUCGGCUAACGCCUCUUCAUUCAAGCACUUUGGGGUAUUGAGGUCAUGCCCCCGGCCUGAGCGACAAUCCGUUGAAAGCUAGGUGAUGCCCUUCAGCGUGGCAUGGCAAUGCACACACACAACAACCGCAAUGACAAGCACAGCACGAGUUCACCACAAGGCAUUGGCCAUUGUUCAAUGGUUUCGUCCUGCAAUUGCUAGCAGCCUGCGAGGUGGUUUGCCAACCGUCUCAAAAUAGGUUCAACCGACAUAGACGGUUGGUUAUGAGAGAGCAAAACGCUCAGCGUCGGCACGGGUGGCCGACCUCAUUCAGCAACCUUGUCCACGUGCCGAACACCCAUCGACUCACCCCUCGCAAAUUUUCAUCAUGCUUGCUGCGGGCCGUCACCGUGACCAGAUCAUGACCAAGAGCAUGUCACACAGUAGCGCCGACGGACGAGGCGACGAAGUCAUUUUGUCCCACAGCGACUAUCAUGCCAACGAGCACAGUGAAGUCGAAUGCAAAGGUUGCCGCUCGCUGCUUACUGAAAACCAGCUGCUGAGGGACCUGCUGCUUCGCACGUCACCGGACGCCCAGCAAAUCAUCCACGCGUUCGAUAAGCGCCUGGACAACCAACGACAGCGCUUGGAAGUUGCCGGGGGGUUGAAAAUCAAGGGCCCCGUGACGAGCCCCAAGACCGUCACGGCCAUCAAGGUCAAGCCGACAGGGGUAUUGUCGCAAUCGAUCACACCAGAAGUGUUUCGAAAGCUAUCGCAUUCAGCGGCGGUGGAGCUGGUCAAAGUGCACCCGUCGUACAAGGAGCUGUACGACCUUGCAGCCAACCCAAACGGAACGCUCUUUGAACGCGUGCUGAGCUCGGACGUGUUUACAGAAGAGCAGAAGCGAAAGCAGCUCCAGCUGGCCCUCCUUCGCCAAAAAGAGCUCAACGACAUGGAUUCGCACCCGCGAAUUGCCAUCAAGUCGCCCAAGGCUGCUGGCGAUGCCUCGCACAUUUCGACAGCCAAAUCUCCCCGGAACGGCGCGUCGUCCCCUCGACAGGCCACGUCGCUUAGCAGGUCUUUGGACUCACCCACGGACAACUACUUUACGCUGCACAACAAUGUGGCGCUUCACAAGUCCUAACGAAUCUGUGUCAUGUUCUUGAAAGCUCCAACCUCUGUGCUAUGAAAUCGAUUGAGCUUCAGCAUACUCCUGCAUGUGCCAUAACCAGCACAAUUGGAUGGUUGCCAGCACGCGCAAUUUGAAUGAAAUGUGUGGCGGUGAACGAUGC
This is a messenger RNA of Aphanomyces invadans, 1318 nucleotides long. RefSeq lists its product as hypothetical. Bases 415 to 1170 code for a protein of 251 amino acids. Lineage: Eukaryota; Oomycota; Saprolegniomycetes; Saprolegniales; Verrucalvaceae. The record is from RefSeq and is a predicted model, not a curated record. The transcript has 2 exons.